AUGACAUGCCAAGCCAGCAACGACGAUGGCUCCACUCGUCUCGAGUUUGCGUGUACAGGUGUGAGCUACGGCAUCGGCUCGGACAUCGCUGUCGAGUCGGAGGCAACCAGAUGGCUGGGCGUGCACCGAUACUUCUACCUCAAGGUCAAACGUGGCCUCUUCGCGCCUCACAAGCACGAGGCCAAGAUCAGUUACGUUCUAUCGGAUAAUGUGCCUGUCGACCCCAACACAGGCGAGCAGAUUCUGCGCACUUACUACGAGAUCAUGGACGACACUGCAGAGGACCAACAUCACGUGGAGCGCUGCAGCAUCUACGACGACACGGACCCGGCUGCCAAGCAGUGGAAGGGCGACGCCGAGUCGAUCUUUCAUCCUGCGAGUGAGGAGAAAUAUGCUGGUAAGUGGCAUAGCUUUUCGUCAGAGCUGACGUCGGCUGGCGGCUCCAACGUGUACUUUGAGACCAAGUACGCGCACCCGUCGGACGGCAAUCUGGAUCUGAUCUACUCCCGCAAGGGCAACAUCUCGCAGACAGCCGAGAUCGCCGUGCGCUAUCUGAGCAACACGUUCCUAAAGUCGAAACUGGUUGGCUACCACAAGGUCAAGGCCAUGGUGAUCGAGCCGAUCGUGGAAGACGUGCUGAACGUGGACGGAGAGGUGUUCGCCGGCCCUGGGCCGUUCCGCGUCGAGGUCGUGCCACAGCUACUGUGCGUGCUGUCCGAAAAAUGAGUGACCAGCUUUUAUCCAUAAUUGACGAUUCAUACGCAAAGACGAUAAAAAAAGAAGUGGUAGUCCAGUCGGUACCAUAGUGAUAGGAAGGAGAAGAGCACGAUCGAAGCGCUCGAGGAGUAAAGCAGCCGGGCGUCGAAGGAAGCGCCUGGUGCCACAGGAGGGUAAACUAAAGUGAAUUUACGUAAGUCAGUG
Molecule: messenger RNA, 921 nt
Organism: Phytophthora infestans T30-4
Lineage: Eukaryota; Oomycota; Peronosporomycetes; Peronosporales; Peronosporaceae
Exons: 1
Coding region: 1-726 (241 amino acids)
Biological process (GO): sphingosine biosynthetic process
Cellular component (GO): intracellular membrane-bounded organelle; cytoplasm; membrane
Source: RefSeq, a predicted model, not a curated record